GUGUCCCUAGUAUACAUAAAUAUUAUAAUAGCAUUCACAAUCUCUCUUGUAGGAUUGCUAAUAUAUCGAUCCCACCUAAUAUCCUCCCUUCUAUGCCUAGAAGGAAUGAUACUGUCCCUAUUCGUUAUAGCUGCUCUAACAAUUCUUAAUUCACACUUCACGCUAGCCAGCAUAAUACCUAUCAUCUUACUGGUCUUCGCAGCCUGCGAAGCGGCACUAGGUCUAUCUCUGCUAGUAAUAGUAUCCAACACAUAUGGUACUGACUAUGUGCAAAAUCUCAACCUACUUAAAUGCUAA
Bubalus bubalis (water buffalo) is the source of this 297-nucleotide messenger RNA. Lineage: Eukaryota; Metazoa; Chordata; Mammalia; Artiodactyla; Bovidae. The record is from the annotation of a RefSeq genome assembly.